This is a messenger RNA of Nycticebus coucang (slow loris), 1802 nucleotides long. It is a transcript of the gene LRRC57, whose product is annotated as leucine rich repeat containing 57. Gene Ontology annotation, molecular function: protein binding. The coding region runs from base 51 to 896 and encodes 281 amino acids. Lineage: Eukaryota; Metazoa; Chordata; Mammalia; Primates; Lorisidae. The record is from RefSeq and is a predicted model, not a curated record. The transcript is spliced from 6 exons.
GCUGGCGCCAAAAGUGAGCUGAGCACUGGACGAACGCGCGGCGCGGCUCGAUGAUGUCACAGGGCGUUCCCGUCCGGGCGGAAGCGCGGGGAGCAGAGCCCAGGCUCGCCCGGGUCCUGGGUAUUUCUCUGCUGAACCGUCUGUCAGCUAAGCGGGACGUGAGUGUUGGCGGUAGGAUGGGAAACAGUGCUCUCCGCGCUCAUGUGGAAACAGCGCAGAAAACUGGUGUCUUUCAGCUUAAGGACCGAGGGCUGACUGAGUUCCCCUCGGAGUUGCAGAAGCUGACGAACAAUCUAAGGACCAUCGACUUGUCCAACAACAAGAUCGAGAGCCUACCGCCUUUGGUGAUAGGGAAGUUCAUUCUCCUGAAGAGCCUCUCUCUGAACAACAACAAACUGACUGUUCUGCCUGAGGAGAUAUGCAGUCUGAAAAAACUAGAGACACUAAGUUUAAACAACAAUCACCUGAGAGAGCUGCCAUCUACCUUUGGGCAACUCUCUGCCCUCAAGACCCUGAGCCUCUCUGGGAACCGACUGGGAGCCCUACCACCCCAACUUUGUAACCUACGGCACCUGGAUGUAGUAGAUCUCUCUAAAAACCAGAUUAGAAGUAUCCCUGAUACAGUAGGGGAACUGCAGGCCAUCGAACUCAACCUCAAUCAGAACCAGAUAUCUCAGAUCUCAGUAAAGAUAUCUUGCUGUCCUCGCCUUAAAGUUCUUCGCCUAGAAGAGAACUGUCUUGAGCUUAGCAUGCUUCCACAGAGCAUCCUCAGUGAUUCCCAGAUCUGCCUACUUGCUGUGGAAGGCAAUCUUUUUGAAAUAAAGAAACUUCGAGAACUGGAAGGCUAUGAUAAGUACAUGGAAAGGUUCACGGCCACAAAGAAGAAGUUUGCCUGAUGUUCUCCAGGACCAUGGAACAUUAUAGGAUCCUGACUUGGCACCUCUGCUGGAAUUUGGCGGAAUCAAAGGCUCCUGUUGCUUUCAAGGUUAUCUGCAGUUAGGAGAUGACACUCCAGGAGAUUGUAUUUCACCUGAUGAACUUUCUUUUCAGGGCCCUACUCAGAUAAGGAAUCAAGAAAUGGGAAGAUUCCUCUGUUUUGAGUCAUAGAUAGGGCAGUAGACAAGGUUCUUCAAAACCAUCAUUAGUUUGGCUUUAAGAAAACAGUAGCUAGUUGCUAUUUAUACAGUGAGGGGUGCUGCUUGGUAACAGAAUAGCUUCACACCACAGCUUGAGAUUUUGUUUAGUUUCAAUGUGUGAGCUUUCAUAAAGUCAGUAGCCAUUCCAUCUCUGUGUUAACAUUUCAUAUUUUUGUGGAAUUCAAAUAAUUUGUGAGAGGCUGCUAUCUAAGAGGCUUAAUUUAAAGGUUUAUGAUUUUAUUCCAUUUCAUCAGUUCAAUUGCACUGUUUAUACUUGGAAUUUAGGACAUACAUACAUAUGUGACUGUUUGUCUUGAUUAAAAGUGUGUUUUGUCAGAAAAGCACCAACACAACACUAAGAUGUUCCCCAAGGCUGCAGUAGCGAAUUCUUAACUAUUGCAUGUGCCUUACUGGUAGAGGGCUCUGAAGAAUAAAAACUGUAUAUGCAACACUUGUAAGACAAAAGGGAUUUUAAUAAUCAAGAUUUUCUGAAGCUUUAUUAGAAGUAAUGUCUUAUUUCUGGUAAUCUUUCCCCCUUUUUGUAUGUAUACUACUAAUCAAAUUAUCAAGAAACCAUUGCUACAAUAUUUUAAAACAACCUAUAUUUAUCAAGUUUAUUCUCUGAAUGAAUAUAUAAAUAUAUAAAAAUAAAGAAUUUUUAAUGAA